GUACAGAGAGAGGCCUAUUAGAUGCAACUGAUAGUAGAGAGAGAGAGAGAGAAAAAAAAAAAAAAAAGAGCAUAGAUAUGGGUUAGGCUAAAUAAGCUUUUCUUGGAUCUGUAGUUUUGGUUUUCAAGAUUUUGGGGAUGGAAUUAGGAGGAUUGAAUAGGAUAGCCUCUUGGGAGAGGCAGAGUCAUCAGUUUCUUCUUCAGGUAUCAUCACAGUGGAGGCAGCAGAUUCAGAAUCAUCAGCACCACAACAAGUAUUAACAGCAACCACUAACAAUGGAGUGGAAAGCAAAGGAAACAGAGACUAGUGACAACAAGUAAUCACUCUCAUCUCAAUCAGAAUCUGGAACAACAAAAGCACAAGUCUCUGAGUCUGGAUUCUCACAAUCAUCUUCAUCUCUAUCGUCAAUCUCCCCAAAAUCAACACCAAUCAGAUACCCAGCACCCAGCACCGCCGCCGCCGCCGCCGCCAUCAUCGACGGAGCAAAGCAUCGAACAUGCGAGAUUGGGAGAAAAAAUGGGAGACACUCAUCACCACCACCAAACAAGAAUGGGUCUGAGACACGGCGGCGGCGAGAUCGUGGAGGUUCAAGGAGGGCACAUUGUUAGGUCCAUUGGUCGCAAAGACAGGCACAGCAAGGUCUGCACCGCCAAAGGGCCUCGAGACCGCCGUGUUCGCCUCGCCGCCCACACCGCCAUUCAGUUCUACGACGUUCAGGACCGCCUCGGCUACGACCGACCCAGCAAAGCGGUCGAUUGGCUCAUCAAAAAAGCAAAAGACGCCAUUGACGAACUCGCUGAGCUUCCCGCUUGGAAACCCACUUCAACAAAUGCAAGUUUUGGGCAAAAUCAAGAGCCUCAGGGGCAGCAGCAACAACAACAACAACUUGGUGGGUCUUCUUCUUCUUCUUCUAGGAGAGAGAUAAAUGCUUUGAUGGGUACUGAAGACACUGUUGUUGCGAGAUGUGAGAUUCAGGAUCAGCAGAUGGGUAACGAUGAAAACGAAAACAACUCGAGCUUCUUGCCGCCAUCGAUGGACUCUGAUGCCAUUGCCGACACCAUCAAGUCUUUCUUCCCAAUGGGUGCUUCGGCAGAGCCCAAUUCGUCUGCUAUGCAGUUUCAGAACUUUGCUGCUCCUCCUGAUUUGCUAUCGAGAACCGGUAAUCAGAGCCAAGAUCUGAGACUCUCGCUUCAAUCCUUUCAAGACCCAUCAAUUCUUCUCCACCACCACCAACAGUCUCAGCAGCAGCAUCAGACUGAACAACAAGCACUUUUCUCUGGAACCACCGCACUGGGUUACGAUGCUCCUUCCUCCGCCUGGUCAGAGCACCACCAGGCGGCCGAGAUUAACCGGUUUCAGAGAAUGGUUGCGUGGAAUGGCGGUGGAGACGCCGGAACUGGCGGCGGAGGAGGAGGAUUUAUCUUCAACUCGCCGCCGUUGUUCGGCCAAAACAACCAGUUUCUUUCUCAGAGGGGACCCCUUCAGUCCAGUAACACCCAAUCGAUUCGUGCUUGGAUAGACCCGUCUUCUUCAAUUGCCACUGCAGAUCAUAAUCAACACCACAACCACUAUUAUCAGUCUCUACCCAUCCAUCCAUCUUCAUUGCAGGGCAUUGGAUUCGCCUCCGUUGGCGGAUUCUCAGGGUUUCACAUUCCGGCACGAAUUCAGGGUGAAGAUGAGGAACACGAUGGCUAUUCCGACAAGCCGUCCUCUGCUUCCUCUGAUUCUCGCCAUUGAUUGAGCUCAAAACCAACCAAUUCUCUCUCUCUCUCUCUCUCUACCAGGGCUUAAUCCAUUUUCCAUUCUGAAAAACCAAGAAUUUCCAAGAAAGCAAAAUAAAGGGAGAGAGAUCUUGGGCAAUCUAAUCCAAUGGCUGCUGCAGUAGGAAGAAGAACUCUUGAUUGUAUUUCAGGUUUUUCGAUCUCAGUUUUCUUUUUAUGUUUGUUGUAAUAUGUUCUACUUUGCUGUUUAAUUGUGCUGUUUGAGUUCAACUUUGGAACUCCAUGUUGGUUUGCUUUGUGUUUGUAUGGUUGGCACUGUUUCUUAAUUUUAAUUUCUUGAGUUAAUACUACUAAAAUAGAACUAGUUUGUUGUCAA
Messenger RNA from Camellia sinensis, 2097 nucleotides. The record is from RefSeq and is a predicted model, not a curated record. Lineage: Eukaryota; Viridiplantae; Streptophyta; Magnoliopsida; Ericales; Theaceae.